GCUGGGGUGCGCGCAGCUGGCUGGCCGGCCAUGGGAGCGUCCCGCGGCCACGGGGGACUGGCGGCGCUCUGGUGCCUCGGGCUCCUGGGGGGCCUGGCGCGCGUCGCGGGCACGCACUACCGCUACCUCUGGAGGGGCUGCUACACGUGCCACCUGGGCCAGGCCGGCUACUCCGUGAGCGCCGGUGACCGGAGGCCAGAUGUAGAUGAGUGCCAAAUGCACAACGGCGGCUGUCAGCACAGAUGUGUGAACACACCAGGCUCCUAUCUCUGCGAGUGCAAGCCCGGAUUCCGGCUCCAUGCGGACGGCAGGACCUGCUUGGCCAUAACCUCCUGUGCUGUGGGCAACGGGGGCUGCCAGCAUGAGUGUGUCCAGCUCACAGUGACCCAGCACUGCUGCCAGUGCCGCCCCGAGUUCCAGCUCCAGGAGGACGGAAAGCACUGUGUCCGGAGAAAGCCUUGCGCCGACCGGAAUGGCGGCUGCAUGCACACGUGCCAGGCACGCCGUGGCCUCGCCCACUGUGAGUGCCACGCGGGCUUCCUGCUGGCGGCCGACCGCAGGUCCUGUGAAGAUGUGGACGAAUGCGCCACAGGCCAGGCCCAGUGUGCCCACGGCUGCCUCAACACCCGUGGGUCCUUCACGUGCAUCUGCCACACUGGCUACGAGCUGGGCGCUGACGGCCAGCAGUGCUACCGCAUCGAGAUGGAGAUUGUGAACAGCUGUGAGGUGAACAAUGGGGGUUGCUCACAUGGCUGCAGCCACACGAGUGCAGGGCCCCUCUGCACCUGCCCCCGGGGCUACGAGCUGGACGAGGACCAGAAGACGUGCAUCGACGUGGACGACUGUGCGGCCUCCCCGUGCUGCCAGCAGGCCUGCACCAACAGCCCCGGCGGGUACGAGUGUGGCUGCUACGCCGGCUACCGGCUCAGCACCGACGGCUGCGGGUGUGAGGACGUGGACGAAUGCGCCUCUGGCCGGGGCGGCUGUGGGCACCACUGCACCAACCUGGCGGGCUCCUUCCAGUGCUCGUGCGAGGCUGGCUUCCGGCUGGACGAGGACCGCAGGGGCUGUGCCCCCCUGGAGAUCCCCGAGGUGGACCUGGAUGGCCAGCUGCCCUUUGUGCAGCCCCUCCCACAUGUCGCGGUGCUCCAGGACGAACGGCCUCACCUCUUCCAAGACGACUAUAUCGGGGUCCAGGAGGAGGAGGCGGCGGCGGAGGCCCGGGGGGAACACACGCUGAUGGAGAAGUUUGUCUGCCUGGACGCCUCCUUUGGCCAGGACUGCAGCCUCACGUGUGACGACUGUCGGAAUGGGGGGACCUGCCUCCCGAGCCUGGACGGCUGUGACUGCCCCGAGGGCUGGACCGGCCUCAUCUGCGAUGAGGCUUGCCCUCCGGACACCUUCGGGAAGAACUGCAGCUUCUCCUGCGCCUGUCGGAACGGCGGGACCUGCAACCCCAUGACGGGCGCCUGCCGCUGCCCCCCGGGCGUCGGUGGAGCCCUCUGUGAGGACGGCUGCCCCAAGGGCUUCUACGGCAAACAUUGCCACAAGAAGUGUCACUGUGCCAACCGUGGCCGGUGCCACCGCCUAUACGGGGCCUGCCUCUGUGACCCGGGGCUCUACGGUCGCUUCUGCCACCUGGCGUGUCCGCCGUGGGCCUUCGGGCCCGGCUGCUCCGAGGAGUGCCUGUGUGAGCGGCAGAACACCCUGACCUGUGACCGGAGGGAUGGUAGCUGUUCCUGCAAGGCCGGCUUCAGGGGCGAGCGGUGUCAGGACGAAUGUGAGCCGGGCUUCUUUGGGCCCGGAUGCCGACAGGCGUGCACCUGCCCUCAGGGCGUGGCCUGUGACCCCCUCAGCGGCCAGUGUGGGGGGCCGUGUCCUGCCGGCUACCAGGGGAAGGACUGUGAUCAAGAUUGUCCCGAGGGCCGCUGGGGGCUCGGCUGCCAGGAGAUCUGCCCGGCGUGUGAGCAUGGUGCGACGUGUGAGCCUGGGACCGGAGCCUGCCUGUGUCCCCCCGGUUACGUGGGCAGCCGCUGCCAGGACCCGUGCCCCGCAGGCUGGUUUGGGCCCGGCUGCCAGACGAGGUGCUCCUGUGCCAACGAUAGGAACUGCCACCCGGAGACCGGACAUUGCAGCUGUGCCCCUGGGUGGACCGGCCUCGGCUGCCAGAGCGCCUGUGACGGCGGGCGCUGGGGACCCGAGUGCAGCCGCCCCUGCACCUGCAGCCCAGGCCACGGGAGCUGCGACGCGGUCAGCGGUCUGUGUGUGUGUGAGGCCGGCUACACGGGCCCGCGGUGCGAGCAGCGGUGUCCCCAGGGCCGCUUUGGGCCGGGCUGUGGGCGGCAGUGUCAGUGUGAGCAUGGGGCGGCCUGUGACCACGUCAGCGGGGCGUGCACCUGCCCGGCCGGCUGGAGGGGAGCCUUCUGUGAACGCGCCUGCCCGGCGGGCUUCUUCGGCCUGGAUUGCCGCGGUGUCUGUGACUGCGCCCCUGGGGCCCCCUGUGACUCUGUGAGCGGCUCCUGCCUCUGCCCUGCUGGCCGCUGGGGCCCCCGCUGUGCGCAGGCCUGCCCCGCCCCCACCUACGGACACAACUGCAGCCAGACCUGCUCCUGCUUCAACGGGGCCUCCUGUGACCCCGUCCACGGACAGUGCCGCUGCGGCCCUGGCUGGAUGGGCCCCACCUGCCUGGAGCCCUGCCCCACGGGCUUGUACGGCCCCAGCUGUGAGCACGCCUGCCUCUGCCAGCAUGGGGGCACCUGUGACCCCGUGUCAGGCCACUGCACGUGCCCAGAGGGCUGGGCUGGCCUGGCCUGCGAGCAGGGUGAGCCCGGGUCAGGCAGAGGAGGAGGCGGGACCCGGGAGCCAGGGCGGGUGCCCCAAAGCAUGCUGGCCCACCCCGCUCUCUGUGGGCAAAGAGCUUUCUUUCUGGCGGGUCUGCGAUGUGACCUCCCCCCAGGCCCCUCCCCUUCUCCAGGACGGGGCCCCAGGCUCUGGGUGCAGGAAGCACGGGUGGGGUGGGGUCUCCUGGGCCCUGGGGCAUGGGGCACUGCUGGGGUACUGUGCCCCGCAGAGUGCCUCCCCGGGCGCUUCGGAGCCGGCUGCGAGCACAGUUGCGGAUGUCUCAACGGCGGCCUCUGUGAGCGGCGCUCGGGCCGCUGCCUCUGCCCAGCCGGCUGGACCGGGGACAAGUGUCAGAGCUCCUGUGCUGAGGGUACGUUUGGGGCACACUGUGAGGAGCGCUGUGCCUGCCAGCGGGGGGCCACCUGCCACCACGUGACGGGGGCCUGCCUCUGCCCCCCAGGAUGGAGAGGCUCGCGGUGUGAGAACGCCUGCCCGCUUGGCCGGUUCGGAGAGGCCUGUGCCCAGCGCUGCCUGUGCCCGCCCGGCGCCGCCUGCCACCACGUCACCGGGGAGUGCCACUGCCCACCAGGCUCCACGGGGCCCAGCUGUGAGCAGGAAUGCCCCCCCGGGCGCUUUGGGCCUGGCUGUGAGCAGCAGUGUGAGUGUGUCCACGGGGACUCCUGCGACGCAGCCACCGGGGCCUGCCUCUGCCCUGCUGGGUUCCUGGGGGCCAACUGCAGCCUGCCCUGUCCACAGGGCCGCUUCGGCCCCAGCUGCGCCCACGUGUGCAGGUGUGGGCAGGGAGCAUUCUGUGACCCCGUGACCGGCAUCUGCACCUGCCCCCCGGGGAGGACUGGCGUCCACUGUGAGCACGGAACGGCGGUCUGUGCAACGCGACCAAUGGUCGCUGCUUCUGCGGCCUGGGCUGGACGGGGCCGCACUGUGAGCUGGCCUGCCCUCCUGGCCGCUACGGUGCCGCCUGCCGUCUGCAGUGCUCUUGCCAAAACAACGGCACGUGCGAGCCCACCACGGGCACUUGCCACUGCGGCCCCGGCUUCUACGGCCAGGCCUGCCAGCACUUCUGUCCCCCCGGCUUCCACGGGGCUGGCUGCCGGGCAGCGUGUGAGUGUCAGCACGGGGCCCCUUGCCACCCCGUCAGCGGCCAGUGUGUCUGCCCCGCCGGCUUCUACGGCCAGCUCUGUGAGAGGGGGUGCGAGCCAGGCUCUUUUGGAGAGGGCUGCCGCCAGCGCUGUGACUGCAGGGCGGGGGCACCCUGCGACCCCGUCACCGGCCAGUGCCUGUGUCCCCCGGGGCGCACAGGGGCCGCCUGUGACCUCGACUGCACAGCGGGCUUCUUCGGGCCGGGCUGUGCCCUGCGUUGCGGCUGUGGGGCUGGGGCUGCCUGCGACCCCGUCAGUGGGCUGUGCACCGUGUGAACGGCUCCCUGGGGCCCACCUGCCAGCAAGCGGCCUUACAACCAGCUUCUCACGAACCAGCACUUGGGCUCGGCAGCUGGGCAGAGAAACCCUAGCUCAGAGGCAGCCGCAAGCAGGUCCUUCUUCCAGGCGCUUCGCUGACGACUGAGGAGGGGCGCCUGGGGGCCGGCCAGGACUCCAGCCCAGACUGCCCGGCCCUGUGGCCCCGCACUGGGCAAGGAGCGGCUGGCCGCGGGGAGGGAGGCCCUGCCUGGCCUAGCUCCAAGGGGCCCAGGCGAGUGGGCCCGGCCUCGGGCUGUGUAGCACACAGCUGCGCUGGCCGCAGGUGCUGAGGAAGCCCUCCCCCUGCCCCCCAGCCACCCCCUCCAUGGCCCUGGGUCAGGACUGAGGGCAGGCAUGGCUGCAGGUGCAGGCAGGGGCCCCUGCCCUCUGAGCAGGUUUGGUGCUAGGCCCUGGGACUGCUGCGCUCAGCCCGUUUACCUGGAAUCGUGGCCCACUGUAUUUAUGGAGAAGUAUUUAUGGGCAGCCGGCCAUGCCCACUGCGCCCCUGGGCACCGACAGGCUGCCCCUCCCUGCCUGCCCCAGGAAACCCUGCUGCAGGACUUUGCCCCUCCCCCCCCUCCGCGGGGCCUCUGGGCGGCAGGCUCCAGUACAUGUGAAACCCAGAACCUUAAGAAAGAAGCUGCCGCUUCC
Messenger RNA from Neomonachus schauinslandi (Hawaiian monk seal), 4970 nucleotides. RefSeq names its product multiple EGF like domains 6 (gene MEGF6). The transcript is spliced from 31 exons. Lineage: Eukaryota; Metazoa; Chordata; Mammalia; Carnivora; Phocidae. The coding region runs from base 31 to 4425 and encodes 1464 amino acids. Gene Ontology annotation, molecular function: calcium ion binding; protein binding. The record is from RefSeq and is a predicted model, not a curated record.